This is a messenger RNA of Lycium barbarum (goji berry), 753 nucleotides long. RefSeq names its product small ribosomal subunit protein cS23-like. Gene Ontology annotation, molecular function: structural constituent of ribosome. The transcript has 2 exons. NCBI's taxonomy places the organism in Eukaryota, Viridiplantae, Streptophyta, Magnoliopsida, Solanales, Solanaceae. Gene Ontology annotation, cellular component: ribosome. Gene Ontology annotation, biological process: translation. The record is from RefSeq and is a predicted model, not a curated record. The coding region runs from base 120 to 605 and encodes 161 amino acids.
GUCCCAAAAUACAUCCCUCGGACCUUGUUUUCUUAUCUGGACUUUGAACUCAAUACAAAGACAGAGUAUUUCUUUGAUGUAUACAUAAAACAUAAGGAAGAUAAAAUUAUCAGUUGAAGAUGAAUUUAUCAAUGGCUACAGUAAAUUGGGUUCCCUCAUUUUCUUCUUCUCAGAAGCAAUUUUUAAUACCCAAAAUUGUGUCCUUUACAAAGCGCCAUUCACUUUCUCCAAGAAAUCAUGGCGUCUUUGCUACCUCAGCUGUAAGUUUUGCUCAAGAAACAUCAACCCAUGAUUCUAUUUCCUCAAAUUCUCUUCAAAAAGAGAAGCUCGGAGUGGUGGUUAAGCCACUGGAGAAACCUAGGCUAGUGUUGAAGUUUAUUUGGAUGGAGAAAAACAUUGGAAUUUCACUAGACCAAGUAAUUCCAGGUCAUGGCACGAUUCCAUUGAGCCCGUAUUAUUUUUGGCCUAGGAAAGAUGCUUGGGAGGAACUUAAAGUCAUGUUGGAGAGUAAACCCUGGAUAUCUCAGAAGCAGGUGAUUAUUCUUCUUAAUCAGGCCACUGAUAUCAUUAACUUGUGGCAACAGAGUGGUGGUGAUUUAGCUUAAGCCUUCGUAGCACAGCAAGAUUUAUCGUGCUGCCACUGUACGUCAUCAUUUUUUUUGUUGCUAUCAUGCUUAUUAUGUGGCAUAUGUUGUUGUAACUUGUUACACAUGAAAGGUCAGUUGAAUUUAUUCAAUUUGCUUGUUCUGAUUU